Molecule: messenger RNA, 9044 nt
Organism: Cololabis saira (Pacific saury)
Lineage: Eukaryota; Metazoa; Chordata; Actinopteri; Beloniformes; Belonidae
Gene: myo15aa
Product: myosin XVAa
Exons: 65
Coding region: 126-7100 (2324 amino acids)
Cellular component (GO): myosin complex; cytoskeleton
Molecular function (GO): ATP binding; protein binding; cytoskeletal motor activity
Source: RefSeq, a predicted model, not a curated record
CCUGAAGAGACACUCACAGAAGCCAGGCAGUCACAUCAUCUUUGACAUUGUUUUCAUUUCGGUGAACGAGAAGUUUGAUCAGAUAUUUGGAUGGAUAUUUGCAGGUGAUUCACAACAAGAAAAAGAUGUACUCAAUCAGAAGUAUGCCCACAAUAGCUCACCGGGACCUCAGAGACGAAGAUGGUGUGGAAGAUAUGACACAAUUGGAGGAGAUGCAUGAAGGGGCUGUUCUGUCGAACAUAAAGAAAAGGUUUGAGAGAGAGCUCAUUUAUACAUACAUAGGAAGUAUUCUGGUGGCGGUGAACCCCUAUAAGAUGUAUAACAUCUACGGGACAGAUGUGGUUCUGUUGUACAAAGGUCGUGCUCUGGGAGAGAACCCUCCGCAUUUGUUUGCCAUAGCAAACGCUGCUUAUUCCAGAAUGAUGGAUGCCAAACAAAACCAAGUUGUAAUAAUCAGUGGGGAGAGUGGAUCUGGAAAAACAGAGGCCACCAAACUUGUCCUACGCUACCUAGCAGCAAUACAUCACAAGUCGAAUUAUGCACAGCAGAUUGAGAUACUCGAGGCAGCUCCUCUGCUGGAAUCCUUUGGAAAUGCCAAAACUGUGAGGAAUGAUAAUUCCAGUCGCUUCGGGAAAUACAUCGAAGUCUUUCUGGAAGACGGUGUGAUCAGCGGUGCCAUAACCUCUCAGUAUCUUCUGGAAAAGUCCCGUAUCGUCUUCCAGGCCAAAGAUGAGAGGAACUAUCACAUCUUCUACGAGAUGCUCGCAGGUCUUCCUUCUCAGCAGAAACAAGCUUUCUAUCUGCAAGAAGCUGAGACCUACUAUUACCUUAACCAGGGAGGGGAUUGUGGGAUAACAGGAAAGAACGAUGCAGAUGAUUUUCGACGUCUGCUUUCUGCCAUGGAAAUCCUCCGCUUCACCCCAGAUGACCAGUCUGCCAUCUUUAGAGUCCUCGCGUCCAUACUACACCUAGGCAAUGUGUACUUUCAGAGAUAUGAGGCUGACGGCCAGGAGGUGGCGUCAGUGGUGAGUGCUCAGGAGAUCCGGGUGGUGGCGGAGCUGCUGCAGAUCUCACCUGAAGGACUACAGAAAGCCAUCACCUACAAAGUCACAGAGACAAUGAGAGAAAAAAUCUACACACCUUUGACUGUAGAAAGUGCUGUGGAUGCCAGAGAUGCGGUUGCCAAGAUCUUGUACUCGCUGCUUUUCCACUGGUUAACAGAGAGGAUCAAUGCUCAGGUUUACCCACUCCAACAUACCCUCUCCAUCUCCAUCCUUGACAUCUAUGGAUUUGAGGAUCUGGCCUUCAACAGCUUUGAGCAGAUUUGCAUAAAUUAUGCAAACGAGUAUCUGCAAUUCUUCUUCAACAGGAUCAUAUUCAGAGAGGAGCAGGAGGAAUACCGCAGAGAACAAAUCCAGUGGCAGGACAUCACAUUCAACGACAACCAAGCUUGCAUCGACCUUAUUGCUGCAAAGCCUCAUGGGAUACUGAGGAUUCUGGAUGACCAGAGCUGUUUCCCGCAGGCAACAGACCACACUUUCCUCCAAAAGUGUCACUAUCACCAUGGUAACAACCCACUGUAUCAGAAGCCAAAGAUGCCCAUUCCAGAGUUCGCCAUCAAGCAUUUUGCGGGUAGAGUCACUUACCAGGUUUACAAGUUCCUGGAUAAGAACUACGAUCAGGUCCGGCAGGAUGUUCUGGACCUGUUCAUUCAGAGUCGGAACAAGAUGGUGUCAAACCUCUUCCUGGUUCACGCGGAGGUCAUGGGUCAGCAGAGAGGAGGACACAUGAGGAAAAGCAGCUCAGUCACCAGAAAAUACCAAGCUUCUACCGUCAGCAGCAAGUUCCAGCAGUCACUGCUCGAGCUUGUUGAGAAGAUGGAAAGGUGCAAUCCUUUUUUUGUUCGCUGCAUUAAGCCAAAUAACAUGAAGCAACCAGGUGUGUUUGAGGACGACCUGGUCAGCAACCAGCUGCAACACUCCGGGGUCCUGGAGACCAUCAGGAUCAGAAGAGAAGGAUAUCCAGUUCGAAUGCCAUUCUACAUGUUUCUCUUCAGAUAUAAGUCCCUGGUGGGCAUACAAGAGGUUCCAGCAGCAACUGAAGAAAACUGUGUGAUACUGCUCAGUAAGCUGUGUCCCCUCCGACCCGGAGCCUUCCAGGUCGGUGUCACAAAGCUGUUUCUAAAAGAGGACAUCUACCAGCUGUUGGAGUGUAAACGAGAGCGAUCCCGUCAUCUUGCCGCUCUCACCUUGCAGCGCUACACUCGCAUGUUCUUCGUCAGGAAACGCUAUCUCGCCUUUCGCUACAAAAUCAUCGGGUUUCAGGCACAGUGUCGGGGCUUCCUUGUUAGGAAGCAGUAUAUGAAAAUGAGGAAGAGUCUGGUCCGGUUCCGCUCUAUCGUCCACAUGUACGUCAACCGCAAGCAAUACAUCAAGAUGAAGUUUGAUGCCAAAAGAAUAGCUGAGGAGCAGAGGAGGAGGAGAGACAUGGAGCUGAGCAAGAGGGAGGUGGUUAAUGUCACACACCUGGUGAUCCCUGCAGAACUGGGCACUUUACUACAGAUGGUAGGAGUCAGGAGGGAGCUGCACGCAGACUGUUUGGCGCUGCUUCAGGCUCCCUACAUCCAGGAAGAAGCUCAGCUCACGCUGCCUCUGGACAUUAACAACUACCCUUUUUACCGCUACGUACAGAUCUACUUCAGGGAGCCAAAGUUUGGGAUGCUGAUGGCCCCUCUGGCAUCUGCUCUGACCCGGCUGGAGGAGGACCUGAGCAGGGACGCUCUGGACCUUUUCAAGAUGGUGUUACGAUUCAUGGGGGACCCUCACCUGAACGGAGCACAGGAAAACAUGUUUGGGAAUUACAUCAUCCAAAGAGGUCUGUCGUCUCCAGGGUUACGAGACGAGAUCCUGGCUCAGGUUGUCAACCAGGUGUGGAGGAACACAAACGCUGACAACGCAGAGAGAGGUUGGCUGCUGCUUCUGGCCUGUGCUUGCAGCUUCGCUCCGUCGCCCAAGUUGGACAAAUAUCUGCUGAAAUUGGUGUCAGACCGCGCCCCUGCUGGCUGUCAGGCUUUACUGCAACACAGACUCAUUCAAGCCAAUCAGAAGGUGCAGCUGUAUUCAGGCUCCACCCUCGACACGUCACGGACCUAUCCGCUGUCACUGCUGGAGUGGACAGCCAAUAGGAAGAAGGCUAAUAUGGUUCUGCAUGUGCAUUGUUUCGAUGGAGCAUCGUUCCUGUGUCCUGUCCAUUCCUGGACCAGUGGAGAGGAUUUAGCAGGACACAUCCUCCGUCACAGGGGAGUGUCUGACUGCUGGAGGGGCAGCUCCAUCCUGAUGAAGGAGCACAGCCAGUGGGUGGAGUUAGCAGGUCAUGACUACGUGCUGGACCUGGUGUCCGACCUCGAACUUCCCUCAGAGUUCCCAAAGCACAAGAGCUAUUUCAUCAUCAGCACUGACAACCCAGCAAAAGUCCGAUCUAAUGCCAGUCUUGCUCUGUUUGGCGGCGGCUUUGACUCGGAUGAGGAGCUUCCUUCCUCCUUUCCUCUCAACAGCAGCAGACCUGCUUAUAGUCUCCCCGACUCUGACGGUUACUACAGCCACGCAGAGUCAGAUGUGUUCAGUGAUGGUCAGACUCAGAGAGGGAUGGAUCGCUACCUGGACAGCCUGUUUGACCCGGUUCUCUCAGAUAACGGUGUAGAUAUGGAAAAGACAGGUUUGUCAGCAAGGAUGAAGGGAGGAGGAGGUAUAGGCGUCAGAGGUGAAGGACAGGGGGAUGGGGAAAGUCCUGCACCGGCCAGCCGGCCUUACCCACCAGGAAUACAUCCUGGAGGUUCGGAGCAGGCAGUCCUGACUCAGCAGCAACAGGCCAUCAUCAACCAGCAAGCCAUCAUUCUGGCCCAACAGAUGACCAUGCAGGCCAUUGCAAUCCAGCAGCAAAUGCUGUCCUCCUUCCCCCCCGUUGCUCCUGCCCCUGAGUCACCACCCCUACAUCAUCACCCACAGCUGAAACAGCGCUCACACACAUCCAGCCCUACCAAAGAGAGCAACGAGUCCCACAAGUCCAGCCCUGCUGCAGCUCAGCGGAAAAUCAGUCCAACACGCCACCCCCCUCCUGAGGAUGUUGUCCAAGCCACUGUGAGCAACACAGAGCGCAUUGACCCGAGCCACGACAUCAAAGACAUCAUCAAACACCACCAGCCGUCUGGCACGGCAACGUCUACUGGGUCGUCCAUUCAGAGGAAAAGUGAAGGGAAGAUGUUUGUGAGGAAACCUGACCCUCACGAUGAAGCUAUGGAGAUCCUUAAAGAUCAAAUGGCAAACCCACCACGGCCGUCUCAGAAGAUGCCUCAGCCUGCACAGCCCAAAGAAGAUGGAGGAAUGAAGGUUGCCAAGGCAACCAAACUUCAAGCCUCAGGGUCAGUCAGCUCCAACAUCAGCCCCGCCCCUCCUCCAGUCUCUAGGGAGUUACAAGUAGAUGAGGAAGUCAUUCAAACUCAACUCCACAGCAGAACUAGUGAUGAAUAUUACACCUACUCCAACGUCCCAUGGAAACUCUUUAUGAGGAAAGAGGUUUUCUACCCUAAAGAGACCGUAAACAAUCCUCUGGUCCUGGACCUGAUCUUCAGACAGAUUUUGCAUGACACCUUCUCUGAGGCUUGCAUCCGAAUCACCCAGGAGGAGAGACAGAAGAUGAAAGCCCUGUUUGUGGAGAAAAAUGUAGAUCAAACAUCAGGAACACAUGAUGAGAAUGUGAAGAAGAAAGUGGUUGCCAUGGCCAAAGACUCCUGGGAGAUCUACUUCUCCCGCCUUUUCCCAGCCUCUGGCAGUGUGGGAACGGGAGUGCAGGUGUUGUCGGUGUCUCACACAGGCAUCAAACUGCUCAAACUUGUGAAGAGCGGUUCUUCAUCUUCAGACUACUUCCGAGUGUUGAGGCCUUACAGCUACUCGGACAUCCUGUUCCUGUCUAUUCCAUCCAAGAACAUGCUGGAGUUCAACUUGACCAACGAGAAGCUGAUCCUGUUCUCUGCAAAGGCCCCGCAGGUCAAGCACAUGAUCGACUACUUCCUCACGGAGCUCAAGAAGGACUCUGAGUACGUGGUGGCGGUCAGGAAUUACAUCACCGACAGCAGGACUCAGCUCAGCUUCCACAAAGGGGACAUCAUCAGACUGCAGCAUAUGGAUGGUGUGGAGACCGGCAAACAUUAUGGCUGCAUUGUAAGGAAAAAGGUCAUGCUUCUGGAGGAGCUUAAAAGGGACACUCCUGAGUUUGGCUGGCGGUUCGGGGCUGUGUAUGGAAAGUCUGGAGUGUUUCCAAGUGAAUACGUGCAUCCUGUGGCUGCUCCAGACUUCCUGGUUCUGCCUGCUGAACGUCUAGAGCCGCGAGACCGCCAGGGAAGAGUUGCCGCAUCAGCUGCUGUUGCCGUAGCGAUGGGCUCGGCUGUAGCCGCUCAUGAGCUUGACCUGUCCACAGAGGUAGUAAAUGACAUGUACGGGGAAACCUUGAGCAUUGAACUGGAAGAUUUGCCGCUGCACAGCAGUCAGUAUCACAUGACUGAGUUUGCCAAGAAGUACUUCAGAGAAGCACAGAGGAACAAGAGUGAUCAGAAAGCCAAAAAGGGGAAGGAGGGCAGAGACCCUACAGAUAUGAUCAAAUUCUCCAAGUCUCCAAUCCAAGAGUCUCUGAUUGACUUCUCAGACAGUGGGAUGAACAGAGUGGCUGCUGACAUCUUCUUAGCCAUAAUGAAGUUCAUGGGAGAUUUCCCACUCAAAGGCCAGACGGAUCAGGAGCUGGUUACCACCAUACUGAAGUUAAGCGGAGACCACGGUCUGAUAAAGGAUGAAGCCUACUGCCAAGUGAUGAAGCAGGUCACGGCCAACACCAGCUCCAAGCCGGACAGCUGUCAGAGAGGAUGGAGGCUGAUGUACAUCCUCACAGCGUUCCAUCGCUGCUCCGAUGUCAUGAAGCCGUUCCUGCUGAAGUUCCUGCAGGAUGCCUGCGAGAGUCCAGGGAUUCAGUACCAAGGUAUUGCCAAAGCAUGUGAACAGAAUCUGAGGAGGACUUUCCAGUACGGCGGACGUGUCCAGUAUCCUAACAACAUGGAGCUCAAAGCUAUGCUGGCUGGGCGGAGCUCCAAGAGACAGCUGUUCCUGCUCCCAGGUGGAAUCGAGAGACACUUGAAGAUCAAGACAUGCUCUGUUACUUUAGACGUGAUUGAGGAGAUUUGCUUCGAGAUGGGACUGCAGAGGCUGGAGGCUUUGGAUGAAUAUACCGUGUUUUUGGUCACACACAGAGGUCAGAAUGUGCGCCCGCUGAACAAACGUGAGUACAUCCUGGACAUUGCUACAGAGGCGGAGCAAGUGGACGCCAACUACAGCCUUUGGUUCAGAAGAGUCAUUUGGAGUCUGGCUCUUAAACUUGACAACGAGCUCUACGUCACCAUGCACUACAACCAGGUCUUGCCAGACUACCUGAAGGCCUUGCUGAGUGUGGUUCCUCAGGGUAAGGCCAGUGAUCAGCAUAUGCAGCAGAUUGCCAGGCUGGCAGCCCUGCAGCACCGUGCCAAGGACGCCACCUACCUGCCCACCAUCCGUGAGGUCCAGGAGUGUGUCCCCCCUCAGUUCUACAGCAAACAGGGUUCACAGCAGUGGCUGAACAUGGUAAUGCAGCACAUGCCGCAGGUCCAGGCUUUGAACCCAAACCAGGCCCGUGCACAGUUCCUCGGUUUGGUCAGUGCCUUCCCCAUGUUUGGCUCCUCCUUCUUCUACAUCCAGAGUUCGGGCUCUGCCUCCAUCCAUGGCCCCUGCAUCCUCGCCGUUAAUCUGAAUGGACUACACUUUCUCAACAAAGACACUCACGAGGCCACGGUACGGUUCCCCCUGAAGGAAGUCCAGUCAACUCGCACCCAGAGACCCACGUCCGGCUCCAGUUACCCCUACGUGGAGAUCAUGAUAGGAGACCUGCUCAACCAGCGCAUCACACAGCUGCAGCUGGAGCAGGGCCUGGAGCUGUGCCGAGUCGUUGCCAUGCACAUGGAGAACAUGCUGUCAGCCAGAGAAAAGAGACUCACAUUACCACCAAGUGAAAUUACCCUGCUAUAGCACAGAUGUACAGAUGGACAGAAAUACGUUUCAUGUCUUAUAAAUAUACUGCAUCUACCUCUGUUUCUAAAGUAGAAUACAUUGAUAUGUAAAGGCUAUGUUCGUGUUCAGCAUGGUUAAAAUGUUAAGAAUGCACUUUUACUCUUAACCCAUUCAUACAGCAAAUAAAAUGCCUCAGUGCUGCCUUUUUGAGGCAAACUGAGUCAGAUUUGACCAAAUAUUUAACCUGCUACUUUGGUUUUCUUGUCGAGAACCAUCUGGGCUCUUAUCUGUUGUGGCUGCUGUACAGUUUGGUGCACCGAUGAUAAGGACUACAGUUUCUUUAUUCAGCUCCCCAUUUGAGAAGGACAUUUUUAUUAUUAUCAGUUGUGAUUCCAUGGCAACAUUAAGGUAGAUUAAAAUAGUAGUGGCCUUGCACUGUACAAAAGUAGGAGGUGUUGCUGUAGUUGCUGCCAACAAUUAUUUUCCAGGUGGUUUACUGCGCCAUAGAAAGCGAUAGUGUCUAAUAUUACCCAGCAACAACUUCACUGCCCCUGCUCAGUGGAAAGGUCAAUGGGGUCACUGUCCAUUGACUUUGAAAGGGAUCAAAUCAUGCAAUCCCAGACCAAAUUUUGGGUUAUUUGCGUUACAUUGGAGGUGUUGCUCCUGUUGGAUGUUGAGAAAAGCAACUCUUCAGGUGCUGAUGCAAGCGCAAGGAAAUCACAUUGCAACUCCACACUAGUACUAGCCGUACAUGAGGAGGGGGUUGUGUCAAAGCACCCGGCUUACUUGUGUACUGAUUGGGAAGAUGUCUAUCUGUUUGAUGAAGGCACAUCAGAGACACGAGUGAUGAGUCGGGAAGUUCUUUUUAGUUUACUGAAAUCAUUGGACUCAAAUAAUUAAAAAGAUUUAUUGAAGAUUCCUUCACUGAAUCCUUCAGUACUUGAUCUGAGCUCUCACUGCGCAUCACUGAACUGAAAAAACAGCUGAACGGUUCAUGUUUCCGCAGCUUAUAAUUCUCUGCUUCCUGCAAAGCUUUGGCAAAUACACCAUAUCUCCACUCAUAAAUCUGAAUAUUCUAGAUGUUUCUUCUCUAAAUUUUGGAAAUGAACGUUGGUUUUGAAUUAUUUUAAGUCUUUUAAACUGGUCUAUAGUUCAUCAUUGCUCUUGGUCUUGUUGAGCCUGAUUCUUCCAGCUUAAGCUGCUCACCAUAACUGGGGACUCGUGUUCACUGUGAACCAGUACGUUCAGUGACUGCAUGACUGAAUGUAAUACAGCAUGUGAUUAUGUUUAUGUGACUAUGCAAAUGUAAACACCUUGUGUGAAAUCCCCCAAUUACAUUACCUGUUCGCCUGGGGAUACAGGGAUACAGUCAAUCAGUGAUUCACUCAAGUCUUUCGUUUGCAGGAAACCAAUCACGUUUUUUCACAGCAGCAGUGUUUACUUGUUUGCAGCUGAACUCAGCUCAACUGUGACAUAAAUAAAUUAUUGCAGUAAGUGAUUCAGUUAAUUUCCACUAAGCAGUUGUUCUGAAAAAUGAUUUGUUCAUGACUGGCACAGCACUAAAAAGAACCAAAAAAAACAAAAAACAACCUACUGUCGAGGAUUGUAAUACUCCUGUGAGAGUGCACUGUUUAACUUGAACAUAUCUCAGGAGAAAUAGUGCACCAUUUAGGGAGUAGGGGUUGAUUUUUGGACACAGCAAAUAUCUGACUAUGUUCGCCUCAUUUAUGUGAAGGUGCAUUACUGUAAAACAUUAAAGGACCAUCAUAAAUAAAAAAAAAUGUUCUCCCUUUGCCAUGAAAUAAAGGGCAAAGUACUGGCAGGGAAAUAUAUUUAUGGAAGCAGGAUUUGGCACAUAAAUUCUUAGGCCACUUAUAUCAGAAGAUUUUUGCACUCAACAAAUGUUUACUCAUACAGUGUGUAUUUUGUAAAUAUUGGUUGUACAUAACUAAUGGAUGUGAA